Molecule: messenger RNA, 869 nt
Organism: Thunnus maccoyii (southern bluefin tuna)
Lineage: Eukaryota; Metazoa; Chordata; Actinopteri; Scombriformes; Scombridae
Product: mannose-binding protein C-like
Exons: 4
Coding region: 1-648 (215 amino acids)
Source: RefSeq, a predicted model, not a curated record
AUGGCUCCUGUUGGCUACAGUCAGCUUCCUGGUCCUCCUGGUCCUCCUGGUCCUCCUGGUCCUCCUGGUCCCUCUGGUCCCUCUGGUCCCCCAGGACGGUUCGGACCUGCUGGACCUCCUGGAGCCACUGGAGCCCCUGGACCUUUUGGAGCCCCUGGACUCCGUGGACGUGAUGGACCUGCUGUAAUGUGUGGACGAGAUCUACUUGACUUUGUUGACCAGGACCUUGAAGCCUUAAAGAAAAGCUUUUCUAAGUUGGAGCUGGCUGUAAAGCACGACUUUGUCCGGAGAGUUGGUCAGAAAUACUUUGUGUCAAACAAGGAGAGAGGCUCUUUCUCCCAGGCCAUGGAGUUCUGCUCCCAACAAGACUUAGAGCUGGCUUUGCCCAGGAACGAGGAGGAGAACAGCGCACUGACUCAGCUGUUUGGUGAAGUGGACAAAAUGGUCUGGAUCUAUGUCAACAAUAAAAAAGCAGAGGGUCAUUUUGAGACAGAUAUGAAAAACCGUCGUCUGACCUUCACCAAAUGGGGUGAAGGGCAGCCAAACGGAUCUGUCGGGGAUAUGGGCUGCACCAUGCUGUCAGAAAACGGCGUCUGGCGAGUGUCACAAGAUUGCUCUCUGAAUGCUUACAUCAUUUGUCAGAUAUAACCAUAUAUCGUAUCCCUUGCAAUUCUUGCUUUAAUGGAAAGUUUUUCAUGUGCUCGAUCUUAUCUGGCGUAUGAUAAAGUAUUGCUUCACUGUGUUGACGCUGUGUAGGGGAAGAUGCAGAUGCAAAGUGUCCACGCUUCGCAUAUUUACCACAGAUAAAGUGUCCAGCAGAAUUUGAACAUGACACAUCUGUAACCAGUGUUACUGCAAAGUUGUGCUCA